Messenger RNA from Saitoella complicata NRRL Y-17804, 3503 nucleotides. RefSeq lists its product as uncharacterized. The coding region runs from base 446 to 3454 and encodes 1002 amino acids. The transcript has 3 exons. The record is from RefSeq and is a predicted model, not a curated record. NCBI's taxonomy places the organism in Eukaryota, Fungi, Ascomycota, Saitoellomycetes, Saitoellales, Saitoellaceae.
UCGAUUGCGAUAGGGGAGUUACUUGGCUGCCAUCUACAGGUCAAUCAGGGAAGUCGGAUCCAGGAUCGGCGAGGGCGACCCUGAAGCUUGUGCUGCAACGCUGCAAUUGCCUCGUAUGGUGCCAUGAGAGAGGGAUUUUGCGACGUCGAUACCUUGAUUAUGCUUGCCAAGGCUGGCAGUUGGAUGGAUGAGCGAAGGUUGUGUAAGACGAUAACAACAGGAUGUGCAUGAAUGUCGUGAGUGCCUUGGAUCUCGUAUUUGGACGCUGGACGCAGGGAUGGACGUGGAUGUGGAGAUGGUGUGAGUUGAGUGAUUCACAAGAGCCGAGGAUCGCUGAGGAUCAAUUGAUCUCUCGCUUAUACUUAAGCUCGCUUGUCCCAUGAGGAUGUGGAGAAGGACGAACUUCGAAGUUGAAUGAACCUGGGCUGAACAGCUAAGAGCGAACAUGAGUGCUACGCAGUUCUUCUCGACGACGCUCGGAAUAAAGUGGUCGAAAAGACGGAAUGAUCAGCUUACUACUGCGGUCGAAAAAGCCCUUACGAACACUCCUGUCAAUACCGACAAGGUCAAAUCCCACUACUCAGCCCUCCAUUCGUACCUCCACUCCCGGCGCUUUAUCACUCACCUCCGCUGCGCCAUGAACUUCACCCUCGACAUCAUCUUCAUCCUCCCGACGCCCAUAAACCACACCCUCGGCGGCCACGCCUUCCUCGUCUCCACGAUCGGGAAUUACCUCAUGCCUUCCGCCGCUGUCGGUGCGCAUAUUGUCUCCACGGUCAUAUGUCUCCUGGGCAUGCUCCUUGGAAUAGCUUAUACACAUUUGGUGGUGGUGUUUGCGGUCAGUGUUUCCAGUCCGGCGAGUACGGAACGGAAGGUUACGUUGUUUUUGUUGUUGUGUUGCGCUGCUAUUGGCGGUGCUUUGACGAGGAGCGUUAGUUCGAGGUGUGUGAGAGGUGUGUCGAUCUUUAUGUUGAUCAAUAUCUUUGCUUUGACGGAGGCGAUUGAUGCGAAGACGUAUACGUUUGAUGUGUUUACGGAGUAUGCGUAUCCGCUGUCGUGUGGGUUGGCGAUCAGUUUGAUUACGUCGUUGGUGUUUUUCCCACAGGACUCGUCGGUGACGCUGAGGAAGAACGUCGCCUCGACCCUCAACCUCACCGCAACAGGGUUCAAGGAUGUCAUCGAAACCCUCUUCGACGCCGACACAGAGCGCGAAGUCGGUGACAUUGCACAAACCCGUCGAUCAUAUGCCACAUUACGGACAACGAUGUACGAAGUCGGUUUACAACUCAUCUUCUCUCGCGUUGACCCAGCGUCUGUCUCCAAACUCAAGAAACCCCUCGGAGACUGCGUCGAAGCACUUGCCGGGCUACAUUCCUCCCUCAACACCCUCAAACUACGACGAUCCGAAGGCCAAUUCACGAAUCCAUGGCAAGACUCCACUUCGAAAACACAGCUACGAAUGGACCUGGACUGUCUCGCCCGCAAACUGGCGCGAAGGAAGGAGGAUGUGAUUACAGCAACUUCCUUCGCUUCCCAAACCCUCAAGAAAUCCGCCGAGUUGAUCGAUGCUGCGUUCGACUCGUACCCGACCCCUUCCGCGACUCUGACUUUCGAACUCGCAUCAUAUACGAAUGAACUCACCCAACUCUCACGCGCGCUGCUAAAGCAUACCGCAUCCUGCUACGGUCCCAUGCUCGAACAAGCCUUCGCGGAGCAUGCGGUCGAGGAUGUCCGUGCAUUCUGCGAGGGUGCACGAAGGGUGGCGGAGGUCGCGAUGGGUGUCGUGGAGGGGUUGGGAAAGAGGCGGACGGUGCGAAGAGUAUGGUUGCCGCAGAAAUUAAGAGAGGCGGGGGGUGCGAUUCGUGAGUUCUGUGGGGCGGAUAUGGGCGCCGUCAUGGAUCGGUGGUCAAAGACUCCUCUGCGGCGGGGUUCGGCUGUCUCGAACGCCUCGACAGUCACCGUCGUCGAAGUCGAACCUUUCGUCCCACUCCCCUUUCGGUAUUGGUUGUCGGAACUCUUGAGCAAGUUCCGGAGAAGCCGACACACACAAUACACCUUCAAAUUCUUCAUCGUGAUCGCAAUGAUCGCAGCACCAGCCUACAUCCACGAUUGGCGAUACUGGUACCACGACUACCGUGGUCAAUGGAGUGCAAUCGGUGCGAUUAUAUGUAUGGAGGCAAGUCACGGUAUGACAACCCGAAACUGUCUCUUCUCAAUCCUCGGAGCCCUCGUCGGGUCAACCCUCGGGUACGCCGUCUCCAAACUCGGCGAACUCGCACAGUCUUACGUCCUGGUCGGUGCACUCUCUGCACCCUGUGGACUGGGACUGUAUUACUUCAUCCUUGACCCGGUUUGGGCAAAGGGUAGUUUGGUGAGUGCGAUUGCGUUUAGUGUCGUUGUGGGCGUGUCGAGGACGAGUGCAGAUGCGGGGUUGAGUGUGGAGGGGAUUUGGGCGAGGAGGGCGGUUGCGCUGAGUCUUGGGCUGAGUAUUGCGUUUGGGGUGUUUACGUUGGUUAUGCCGCAGAGGGCGAGACAUGAGUUGUUGACGACGGCGUGUCGAACACUUGAUAGUUUGUCGCAGUUGUUUUCGGUUACGGCGCCGCAGGGGGAUGAGGAUUUGUCGAUUUCCCCGGCGAAGGUUGAGAGGAUCUCGAGUGUGGUGAAAGAAAGUCUUGCGUUCUCGGGGACCUUGUUGGAGGCGACGCGGUAUGAACCGAGUUUGAGGGGUGGGUUUCCGAGGGAGGGGUGGAAGAGGGUAUUGGGGAAAAUGAGGUUGGUGUAUGAGUUGAGGACGAAGAUGGAUCUGGACUGUCCGAGUUAUGAGGAGAGGAAUCAGUUGUUACUUGCGUUCUCACAGGAUUUCCUGUUGUUGUCCCACUCUCUCCACACCAAACAGCCAUUACCGUGGAACCACCAACCCCUCGUCACCCACGCCUACAAUGCCUACAUCUCCGCCCUCCGUGAAGGUCGUCAAGGCUGCGCAUGCCGUACCGCCGAAAUCGAAGUCUUCCAAGAAAUCAUCGACCAAAUCUCACUCCUCAACCGUGAUGUAGCCUCGAUAUUGCAGGAAGCGCUGAACCCGUUGAGUCAGGGGUGUUUGCCGCUGCAUGAUAAGACGCCGAGGAUGAUGUCGACGGUUAGUACUGCUGUUGGGACGGCGGUGAAUUCGAGGAGGGAAUCGAGGGUGCAUAGUUCGCAGGAUUUGAUGACGUUGGGGAGGUUGUCACAAGUACAAUCACAGUCACGGCAGGGGUCUAGAGCUACGUUGGCGAGUGGAGACGAUGAGGGUUAUGAGCUACAGGAACGGUCUCCGAUGGGUAGUUGCUGUGGGAGCGGGAGUGGGAGUGUACAGGUUUCGACGCCGACGGUGGAGGUGCCGCCCCGUGUGAAAGUUAGCAGGCCGGCGCGGACAGUGAGUUUUGAUCCGUCGGCAAAUAAAGGGCAGGGAAUGUAGAUUAGAUUAACGCAACUUGGACUUUAAAAUACAAAGUUGACAGCUCCAC